CGAAAGAUGAUCACCAUGAGGGCGUUUCUUGCAUGGCGAAUGGCGAACGAUCAGACGAAACCAAACGUGGAAGAAAUGCAGGAUUUAUAUCAGAUAUGGCCGAUUGCGAUUCUACUGUCGAUGAACCAGGUUCGCGCUUUUUGAGCGAUACGAAGUAACUGCGAACUCAACGCACUUCGCAAGCUCUAUUAUAUUUUUAGUGAUAAACUAAAACUAUUAGAACUAGAGUUAUAAGAAUAACAAAAUUCAGAUUUCUCUUUACGCAGGAGUACUGGAGGUCGUACAGGAAUGAGAAAAAAGAACUACAGGGUGAAGGAGACAAAUUCUUUCUUCAUGAACAACGGUAACGCAGCAAGUGCGGACCCGGGUCGAGGCUAGCGUAGGGGGAAUGCGCGCGGAAAUAGAACAGCUCGUAGAGAACGUGUCCCUCAAAAUGCAACAGUCUCAGCGGGUUCUCAAAUGCGCUAUCAAGAAUCGACUUUCCCAAAAAACUUUGAUGCGUGUGUGUUAUAGGGGAUGGGUAAUCGUAAUACUCACAAUUGACGAUGCAAAUGAUGUCCUCAGAUUUAGCUUUAGUUACAAGAGGAUAAUAAUGACUCAAGAGAACUAGCUGUGCUUUGACUCAACGACUCGUAACCCUUCUGACCAGUUGGCGGAAUCACAUGCAUCCAAUUGACUUUCGACUUUGAUUCUGUUUCCAUGCAUUUCAAAACACAGGCCGUCGUGCUCGCCGUGCGCAAAGACGUGGCUGCACAGUUAUGAGUUCUGGUAAUGCUAAGAUUUGUUUUCUCCACAAUAAAUGGAGUUGUUUUUUCUCUUUUCAUAUUUAUUCUUCAGAAAAUUAGAAGAGGCAUAAAACUAGAUUUUUUUGCGAGAAAAUAUGAGCAAGCUCAACCUGACACCAAGCAGUUCAGAAGUACGUAAUUUGACUCCGUGUAGUCGCUCUUCUAAAGCAGGGAAGAAGAGCUGCAAUUUUGAUGCAUCGCAUGAUCGCGAGGAAUGGUAGACAGAUGUGGCUGCCUUUCGUCCAGCAGCUGAUCAUUCGAACAUGGGGCCACCUUGCGUCAAGAAAACGUGCGAUUCUUGACGCCGCCUCCAAGACACGUAGUCCGCUUCUUGGCGGGGGUGAUGAUGUUAAGACUGCCCCCGUAAGCACUGAGAACUUCUCAAUGUGUUUCUUGUAUUGAGUAAUUAGUUGUGAUCAGCAUUAUGAUAUAUAAUUAUCCCUGAAGAAAAGGACUAGGCGGCAGUAUCGAAAUAAGCGAAGUAGAAGGUGGGGGGAAUCAGAAUUUCUUGCGAUUUAUGUUUGGAUAGUUGGUUCUAAGAAGAUUGGACACGGAGCAUCACCUGGAGGCGACCUGGUU
Amoebophrya sp. A25 is the source of this 1364-nucleotide messenger RNA. Lineage: Eukaryota; Dinophyceae; Syndiniales; Amoebophryaceae. The record is from the annotation of a GenBank genome assembly.